AUGAAUGUAAGAAAAAGCAUCUUAAGUUAUUUAGCUCUGCAUAGCAGCGUCGUCCCGAGGAGCCAUCCCCAGAGCUAUCACAAGGAAUGCAGGCAGCGCGGCAGCCCAAACGGGAUGGAAAAGAACAACAAAAUGAAAAGCGUGAGGCCCAAUUAUUUUGUAUGCAUCCCGCUGUCAGGAAACAAGGGCCUAGUGGAAGAAUUGAUCAAAGUACAAAACCACGUCUCUUCCAAAUUUGAAAUGCUCAAAGAAUGUGCAAUUGAGAGAAACAAGUUUCACAUGUCUCUCCUCAUUUUACACGUGAAGAAAUCCCAAAUGGAGUCCUCCAAGGAGGCCUUCCAUGAAGCCAUGGAAGAAAUUAAAAAGCUCAACCAUCAAGCCAUUUCGUUCAACACACUGGAAACGUUUCGAAACGAUGUUUUAUAUGCAGGCCUGCAUGAGGGCAGCCGGAAGUACAUAAUAAAUAUGAUAGCUCUCCUGAGGGACUCCUUCGCCAAGAGGGACAUACACAUCUGCAGCAACCGCAGGGGUAAGGAGGAGGCCCGGGAGAAGAAGCGCCCGAGCGGCACAAUGGAAAAAAGUGUAGCCAACCCAAUCGACAAAGGUGCAGCUAACCCGAUCCGCAAAGGUGCCGCCAACCAAAGCGACAAAAGUGAAGCCUCCCCCAGCACAAACCAAUGCGGUGACAAAGAAGAAGUAACCCCCCACGUAACCAUCAUGAAAAACUCCUACCUGAGAAAAAUCUACGCCAACAGGAAGCCCCAGAUUUUCGCCGACUAUUACGCCGACUUCAACUUGUCCAAACUGCAAAAUGAGCGAGUGUUGCCAAACAAAAUACAGUUCCUCGAAAUGGACACGGACUCGACAACGUCGUACUAUAGAGUCAUCGCUGAAUGUGGUCUUCCUUGA
Messenger RNA from Plasmodium inui San Antonio 1, 909 nucleotides. RefSeq lists its product as hypothetical. The record is from RefSeq and is a predicted model, not a curated record. NCBI's taxonomy places the organism in Eukaryota, Apicomplexa, Aconoidasida, Haemosporida, Plasmodiidae. The coding region runs from base 1 to 909 and encodes 302 amino acids. The transcript has a single exon. Gene Ontology annotation, cellular component: cytosol. Gene Ontology annotation, molecular function: protein kinase A regulatory subunit binding.